CACAAUCUACCUCACCGCGCCGGGCCUCGCCGUGAUGCCCAUGCGGGUCAUGGCCACCGACUCCAUCGCCUCGGUCAAGCUCCGCGUCCAGACGUCCCGGGGCGUCGUCGUCCGCAAGCAGAAGCUCGUCUUCCGCGGCCGCGAGCUCGCCCGCAACGACAGCCCCGUCCGGGACUACGGCGUCGCCGACGGCAACGUGCUCCACCUCGUCAUCCGCGUCCCCGACCUCCGCCACAUCACCGUCGAGACCCUCCAUGGCAGCAAGUUCAGGUUCCGCGUCGAGCCCGGCCGCACCGUCGGCUACGUCAAGCAGCAGAUCGCCAAGGACAGCCGCCUCGACCCGGCCGCGCACCCCGACGAGCAGAUGCUCGUCCUCGAGGGCGAGGAGCUCGACGACCGCCACCUCAUCCACGACGUCUGCAGGGUCGACGGCGCGGUCAUCCACCUGCUGGUGCAGCGCUCGGCGGCCAAGGCCAGCAGGGACUUCGAGGUCUCCAUCGUCGCGCGCGAUGCCGCCCAGCACCAGCCGCUGCCACGGGACUUCGGGAUCGAGCCCGUCGUCGGCAACCCCAAGGCCCAGUUGCCCUCGGCGCUCCGUGACCUGGUGAGCGCCGUGCGCGCCGGGAUGGCGAACGGGAACGCGCCGGUCAUGUCGUCGGAGGGCACGGGGGGCGCCUACUUCAUGCAGGACGCGUCGGGGCACCAGCACGUCGCCGUGUUCAAGCCGGUGGACGAGGAGCCCAUGGCCGCCAACAACCCGCGCGGCCUCCCCGUGUCGUCCACCGGCGAAGGGCUCAAGAAAGGGACGCGCGUCGGCGAGUGGGGCCUCAGGGAGGUCGCAGCCUACAUCCUCGACCACCCGCCCGGUGGGCGCCGGUCCUUCACCGGCCAUGGCGCCGCGGGCUUCGCCGGCGUUCCCCCGACCGCGCUCGUCAGGUGCAUGCACAGAGGCUUCAGGCAGCCCGAAGGGAGCGCCCAGCCGCCGGCGUUCAAGUUCGGGUCCAUGCAGGCCUUCGUCAAGAACUGCGGGAGCUGCGAGGACAUGGGACCCCGCGCCUUCCCUGUUCAGGAGGUCCACAAGAUCUGCGUGCUGGACAUACGCCUGGCCAAUGCGGACCGGCAUGCCGGGAACAUCCUCGUCUGCAGAGACGACCAAGGGCGCGGCAUGUCGCUGGUGCCCAUCGACCAUGGAUACUGUCUCCCCGAGAGCUUCGAGGACUGCACGUUCGAGUGGCUCUACUGGCCUCAGUCGCGGGAGCCUUUCAGCGGCGAGGCCGUGGAGUACGUGAGGUGCCUGGACGCCGAGGAGGACAUCGCCACCCUCCGGUUCCACGGCUGGGAGGUGUCCCGCGAGUGCGCGCGCACCCUGCGCCUCGCCACCAUGCUGCUGCUGAAGGACGUCGAGAGAGGGCUCACCGCCUUCGAGAUCGGGAGCAUCCUGUGCAGGGAGACCCUGACCAGGGAGUCCGUGAUCGAGGAGAUGGUCCGUGAGGCGCAGGCCCUAGCUAGUCGACGUUGACGAUGAUGGCGCUCCUCGUGGUGCCGGAGGAGACGAAACUGCUUUCUUGCAGGCAGUUUCGGAAAUCAUGGACCGCCGUCUCGACGAACUAU
Messenger RNA from Panicum virgatum (switchgrass), 1611 nucleotides. Its product is annotated as phosphatidylinositol 4-kinase gamma 4-like. The transcript is spliced from 2 exons. The record is from RefSeq and is a predicted model, not a curated record. NCBI's taxonomy places the organism in Eukaryota, Viridiplantae, Streptophyta, Magnoliopsida, Poales, Poaceae. Bases 35 to 1519 code for a protein of 494 amino acids. Gene Ontology annotation, molecular function: protein binding.